This is a messenger RNA of Paramacrobiotus metropolitanus, 2721 nucleotides long. RefSeq names its product thyrotropin-releasing hormone receptor-like. Gene Ontology annotation, biological process: G protein-coupled receptor signaling pathway. NCBI's taxonomy places the organism in Eukaryota, Metazoa, Tardigrada, Eutardigrada, Parachela, Macrobiotidae. Gene Ontology annotation, molecular function: thyrotropin-releasing hormone receptor activity. The record is from RefSeq and is a predicted model, not a curated record. Gene Ontology annotation, cellular component: membrane.
CGGCAUCUUUAACAGGCGCGCGCGCUAAUUAACGGGCUAGCAUCAGACGUUAAAGGGCGGAAAAUCGCGCAAUUGAGCAGCGCGUCCUCAUCGUGUCGUAUAAUAUAAGCGCCGGCCGGGGAUCUUGGAGUGUAAUGGUACGGCUAACCGGUAUAUGUGAUUUCUCUUCCUCUUUCUCUUCCCCAGUCCCGGGAUAAUCGUGCACGAGCGGGGAUUUGUGCAGCCGGUAUUAAAGAGUCAUUUAGCCGGGCCGGUAAUCAUCGCUCUCUCUUAUAACUGUACAGUAUAGUCGCCGGUUAAUAGCGCUGUGCGCCGGCAGCGGAAUUAAAUGCUACCCUACUCGCGGCACAAAACGAUCCACUCCUCGCGUCUUUUUUGCUCGGGCUCUAUCCGGUGAACAUUUCUCUUCGCCUCGGUGAAAUACUUAGCGUAGAUUGAUGCACCAGUCCACUGACGGUAUUAUUCAAUACGUGAUUAUUCCGUCCGCGGCGAAAAUAUUUUUCCAUUGGGAAGCAGUCAUCCGAAUUUGUGUGGGAUUUUUCGUCAAGCGCGUGCCGGUGUCGCUGUAUUUUCGGCGUUAAUAGCUCGCCAUGCGCGAUUAUUUUUCCGCCUGAUUUGAUUUUUUUAAAAAUACUAUGUGUCGCUUGUCUCGCAUAUAAACCGCGUUUCCUGGUUUUAUAUGCGGAAUAAUUACACAAGAAAAUAAAAACCGAUUUAGUAUAAUUUUGUGGAUGCCACGUUGACCCGACCGGCUGACCAUGGGCCGCGGUAGCACUUUAUUAGAGCGCCUGCACGCCACCGGUUACUUGAAUAAAACCGAGGAGGAGAUCCUGGACGCGGCGUCCAAGCUGAUUGAGAGCGAAUUCUACGAUUAUUUCGUGGAAGCCGAAGCCGAACUGCAGACGACGGUUAUCACCAGCAACAGCAGUGCCGGGGCGCAGGCGGCCGCGCUGGCCAGGGAAUUCCCGGUGUCCUAUAAGAUCACCGCCACCGUCGUCCAUGUUACCAUUUUUUUGUUGGGCUUAUUGGGCAAUGGGAUAUUGCUGGCGGCGGCGUGCCGCUCCAAAAGUCUGCACACGCCCACUUAUUAUUAUCUGGUGUCGCUGGCCUGCGCCGACCUCCUGGUGAUCAUCACCGCCAUCCCCGAGGCGCUAAUUGGCCAUCAUGUCGGCAAGCAGUGGCUGCUCGGCUCGGUGGAGUGCGCCGUCUUCAUCUUCCUCAACUUUAUGGGCAUCAACGCCGGAAGUGUCAGCAUAUUCACCUUCACGGUGGAACGGUACAUCGCCGUCUGCCACCCCUUAUUAGCCUACCGCGUCUGCACCCUACGCCGCACCAAGACCAUCAUCCUCUUCUCGUGGAUCAUGGUGGUGGGGUACUGCUGUCCCUGGCUGAUGCUGACGGAAGUCCGGCCCGACGUCAACUUCCCCGAGCGGAAGCAGUGCCACUUCCGGAUGGCGCGCCACUACUACCAGCCCUUCUUCAUCGCCGACCUCACCUUCCUACGUCCUACCCUGCUGACCGCCCUCGUCGCCUACAUCAAGAUCGCCCUGGUCAUUCGCCAGCGCCGCGCCACGCCCACCCGGAAGUCCCCCGCCAGCAGUAGCCACGCCCUGGAGGAGGUGGUGGCCGCCGCGGCGGCGGUGCAGUUGGACGCCGAGAGCGUCAAUAGUGUCAGUAAAUCGAACUCCACCGGGAGACUGAUUAAGGCCAAGAUGUCGGGGCAGGAGGAUUUCCGGGCCAUGCGCCGGCAGGGCAGUGCCCCAGCGGUGCCGAAGAUGCUGGUGGUAGUGGUGAUCUUAUUCGCCAUCUCCUGGCUGCCCUUCCGCCUGAUCCUGGUGUACAACAGUUUCAUGGCCGAGGCCUGGCUAAACAUGUGGUUCCUGUUCUUCGCCAAGACCCUCAUCUACCUCAACUGCGCCAUCAACCCCAUCCUCUACAACAUCAUGAGCCACCGUUUCCGGUUUGCCGUGCGCAAAGCCCUGUGCUGCCAGACCACCGCCGAAGACUCCACCAAGGACAUCUCGCGGCGAACCUCCUUCUGCCGACCGUUGGCGCCCUCGGCCAGCCUGCAGUGGAUCCAGUUGCACAUGGCCACGCCCAUCCGGAAUCCCCGCCCCCUGACCACCUCCCGCAGUCGCCAGUUGGUCCGCCUGCGGGCGCAGUCCCGCUACCGCUCCCCCUGGACGUCCACCCUCUCGCGGCAGGCCUCCUUGAGCCACAGUGUCAGCAACAACAGCAGUUUCCGCUCCGUGGCCACCAGCGAACCCGGCAACCGCGCCGCCUCCGUCGCCAGCUGCUCCGCGGGCGCCGGCCAUCUCUUCUCGCAUCCGGCCGGGAUGAAUACGAUCCCAUCGCGCAGUUACUCCAAACGCAUGCGCUACAUCGACAGCGAAUCGCUGGGGUCUUCGCAUCUGGCCAACAGUCGCGGGUUCAUCUACUGAGUCUACUCACGUGUAUAUAUCCGGUUUUCUUGUUAUUUUAAUCGCUCUGACACUUCCGGUUAUGCAUUGCGUAUCCGCUCGAUGGGAAGAAAGGAUCGAGGGAAUGUGUAGCGGUUUCCCGAAAGCUUGCGAGUUUGGCGAAUAUACGGCGCAGCUGGUUUUGGCAGCUGUUCCCUCACGCACAAACUGGGACAGAUUUUUUAGUAAUUUGAAUUUAUAUUUGUAUGACAUUGCCGACAUUGUAGCUCGUGCUGAAUAAAGCCUGUAUAGAUUUUGUCCG